Molecule: messenger RNA, 3757 nt
Organism: Stegastes partitus (bicolor damselfish)
Lineage: Eukaryota; Metazoa; Chordata; Actinopteri; Pomacentridae
Product: zinc finger protein 493-like
Exons: 5
Coding region: 6-2804 (932 amino acids)
Biological process (GO): regulation of DNA-templated transcription
Molecular function (GO): RNA polymerase II cis-regulatory region sequence-specific DNA binding; DNA-binding transcription factor activity, RNA polymerase II-specific
Source: RefSeq, a predicted model, not a curated record
CAGUAAUGUCUCGUACUGAAGGUGGAGAGGCGGCGAAGGAGGUGACUUCAUCAGCAUCCACUGGACAAGAGGAUUGCGUCACAACCAACGCAGCUGAAGCCACACAGGAAGCAGCGGUCAAGAAGAAAGGGAAGCUGUUCGUAUGCGACGUCUGCAGCAAGAGCUUCAACCGGCAGUUCCACCUGAUGAAGCACAUGAACACGCACAAGGAGCAGCGGCCGUUCGCCUGCGAGCAGUGCCCCAGAAGAUUCAGGAACACGGCGACGUUGGAGUACCACCUGCUGCGACACGAGGAGAAGAAGCACGCCGCCUUCGGCUGCCAGCUCUGCGAGAAGACCUUCAAAACCAGGAUGCACCUGAAGACCCACCAGCUGGUUCACACGGACACGCGACCGUUCGUCUGCUCGUCCUGCGGGAAAGGCUUCAAAACCAAACACAACCUGCAGGCUCACCAGGUGGUGCACGCGGUGGAGAAGCCGCACAAGUGCUCCGAGUGCGGCGAGGGCUUCAGGUACGCCUUCACGCUGCAGUGCCAUCGAAGCGUCCACACGGGCGAGCAUCCGUACAAAUGCACGGUUUGUGGCAAGGCCUUCGUGAAGAGGCGAUCGCUCAGGACGCACCAGUCGGUCCACAGAGGGAAGAUGUUCACGUGCGAGACGUGCGGGGCGGGUUUCACCCUGCAGCACAACCUGAAGAGACACAUUCGCAUCCACACCGGGGAGAAACCGUUCAAGUGCAAAGUGUGCGGGAAGAGUUUCAUCCAGGACAACAAGCUGAAGGCGCACAUGCUUCUUCACGGAGCGUCGAAGGCGUUCAUGUGUGACCUGUGCGGGAAGACUUUUCUGUACAACUGCCAGCUGAAGAAACACCAGAAGGUCACCCACGAUGAGCGACACGGGCAGGUCGCGAGGAGGCGAACCCGAGAGCGAGGCAACCGCAGAGUCAUCUACCGACGGGACAGAACGACGGUCAACGUGACGCCGUUCAGCUGCAGGACCUGCCACAAGGGCUUCGACACCGCGAGCUCGCUGAAGAGGCACGAGCUGAUCCACACGGGGAGCGUGCGACACAGCUGCGACACGUGCGGCAAGUCUUUCUUCUACAAAGCCACCUACGAUUACCACCUGCGGAUCCACUCGGGGGAAAGGCCGUUCGGUUGCGACGUGUGCGGGAAGCGCUUCAUCAUCCUCCAGGCCCUGAAGUCCCACAAGCUGCAGCACUCUGGAGAGAAACCGCAUAAGUGCGAGCAGUGCGGCAAAGCCUUCAGGAUCUACACAAACUACCAGAGACACCUCCGGAUCCACACGGGAGAGAAGCCCUACGAGUGCGAGGUGUGCGGCGUGAGGUUCAGGCAGCUCGGACACGUCAAGUUUCACAUGCAGGUCCACACGGGGGAGAGACCGUACUCCUGUAGCAGCUGUGGACUCGGGUUUUCAGACUCAAGGCUGCUCAAAAGACACAACUGUAGUGGGAAGUACCAGAAAGUAUUAGCAAACACACUCACAACAUUGGAGCUGGAGGAUCCGGACGACGGCGACCCGGGCUACGCCACCAGGUCCAAACGCGUCGUAAAGCUCAAGUCCCACCGAGUCCGAGCGAAGAAGGACGGUCAGGGUCAGAGGGAGCCGCUGAGCUGCAAAUACUGCAGGAAGACCUUCAGCAAGCUGCUGCAGCUCAAAGCGCACCAGGCCGUCCACGAGGCCAACGCAGAGAAACCCUUCAGCUGCUCCCAGUGCGGUCGAGGCUUUUCCUUCCAGAGAAGCCUCAACGCUCACAUGUUGCUUCACACAGGUGAGAGACCCCACACCUGUGACGUGUGUGGGAAAGGCUUCACCCUGAAGCAGCUGCUGAGGAACCACCAGCGUCUCCAUGCCGACGUGCGGCCGUUUCGCUGCGAGCAGUGCGGCAAGAGCUUCUACCGAGCGCACGGCCUGAAGAUGCACCAGAUGGUCCACACCGGCGAGCGGGCCUACAACUGCCAGUACUGCAACAAAAGCUUCACCAUCCAAGGCAACCUGCAGCGCCACCUGCGCAUCCACACGGGCGAGAAGCCGUUCAGGUGCGAGACGUGCGGCAAAAGCUUCAACCAGGCCGACACUCUCAAAGGCCACCAGCGGAUCCACACCGGCGAGCGGCCCUUCAGCUGCGAGACCUGCGGCAAGUGCUUCAUCCAGAAGAGCGCCCUGAAGAUGCACCAGAAGACGUCCCACCUGGACGACAAGUCUCUGGCCUGCGUGGCGUGCGGCGCCACGGUGGCCUGCGUGGACUCGCUGCGCAAACACAUCCAGACGCACGCGGCCACGAUCCCGUGCACGUGCGUGCUCUGCAGCCGGCGGCUCAACUCCAUCACCGAGCUGCGGUCGCACCAGCAGCACCACACGGUGGACCGACCGCACAGCUGCGGCAUCUGCGGGAAGAGCUUCAAGUCGUCCAGCUACCUGAAGAUCCACCUGAAGACGCACAGCGGCGAGCGGCCGUUCUCCUGCGACAUCUGCGGUCGCAUGUUUACCCAGCACAGCAGCCUUAAGUCACAUCAGGUGGUGCACACGGGAGAGAAGCCGUUCAGCUGCGACACGUGCGGGAAAUGCUUCAGCAACACGGGCAACCUGAACCGACACCAGCGGAUCCACACGGGCGAGAAGCCGUUCAGCUGCGACACGUGCGGACGCAGCUUCAACCAGGGCAACAGCCUGAAGGCCCACCAGCAGAUACACACCGGGGAGAAGCAGUUCAUGUGCGACAAGUGCGGCAAGAGCUUCUCCUACCUGAGGAACCUGAAGGACCACAAGUGUUUCUACGUCUGAAGCCUGCGCUGGAGGCAGAGCAGAUAAAACUUCUCCGAUGAGGACUAAAUGAGUGAGUUUGCAGUGAAAGUGGUCGUUGUGAAGUUGGGACAGCAUCACAGCAUCACCGUUUGUACAAAGAGACUUCUAGUUCUUUGUCUAAAUAUGUUUGUCGACACAGUUUUUCUACAGACGUCACAAAAGUCUGGACACCGGAAGCUCCGCCCUGCAAGUUACCAGGAGGUUUGUGUUUUUGGGUUCACCUGCAGUUUCGAGGUAGAAAAGCUCGACCGUGCCGUUAACUGCCUUUUUUUAAUUAUUAUUAUUAUUAUUGCUCAUGAUGUUUCUUCCAGCAUUUAAAAAAAAAAAAACACCAUAUGACUGUGUUCAGGUGGUAAACUCGGAGGAGAUUUUUGAUUCCGAUCAGUUUUUUUUAACGUUUUCAUCAUCAGAGUGAGACUGAACUGAACGACUGACUCUUCUGUCCCUUUAAAUAUAACCGACUGAACACUUACUCAUUCCUGUGCCAGACUGUAGACGUCAUACGUGUGAACUUUCUUUGUGAAAUGACUGUUCAGUGUGGCUAAAAAAACAGAUUUCAGAGUUCGCAGGCCAGCGUGACUCUAGCUGUCGGAGGUGGCAUCAACGGUUUUAUCAGCAGUGUUCUGUGGGCAGCUGUUAAAUUACAUCCCUCAUCUAAACCGUAAUAUCUAAAACUGUUGUUGUACGUAGCUCUUUCUAGGAUUUUAAACGCCGUGACUGAUAUUUAUAAUGUUGUAACCGACUUGAAGAGUGUUUUACUGUCUUUUGCAGGUGACAAAUACAGACGUAAACGAAACGCUGCUGAGCUCCUCUGUUUGCAGAUUUACAACUUAUUUUAUUUAUCUGUUCUCUUACUGAGAGUUUAUCUGUUAUCUCAGCUUUAUGACUGCGAGUCAAAUUGAUAAACAUUAAAACAUAUGUGCUGUUUCUUA